Messenger RNA from Botrytis cinerea B05.10, 824 nucleotides. RefSeq lists its product as hypothetical. Bases 12 to 602 code for a protein of 196 amino acids. The transcript is spliced from 2 exons. NCBI's taxonomy places the organism in Eukaryota, Fungi, Ascomycota, Leotiomycetes, Helotiales, Sclerotiniaceae. The record is from RefSeq and is a predicted model, not a curated record.
UUCUACAGAAGAUGCAGUUCCUCGACCUAGCGCCCGAGCUAGUCCACCAGAUCUUGCUCGAAGCCGUCUUGACUCGUGGAAUCCUAAGGUCUUUGACAUUAAAACUUGUAUGCAAACGAUUUUGUCACGACGUCCAAUUUGCGCUGUUUGAAUCUCACCUUCUAGACGAUUACAACACUUGGGGACUUGUGACCUACUGGCAUAUGGAUAGAAGCCGACGGGCGUGCAAUUUUUGGCACCCCUAUCUCAUACACAGAGUCCAAAAUAACUCCGAUUCCUGCCCGCCUCAAUUUCGCCACAUCCGCCGAAUCGUCGAAACUCUCUGUGCGGAAACGGGCGAUGACGUGAAAACCACGAUAGAAACUCUUUGUUGGCCGGCAUUAAGAGCAGCAACCCAUUUUGCCAAUAAUAAACAGCCAUCUUACUUUAAACUUGACUUCGAGUCGGAUCUACUAUGUGCAGCGACUUAUCUCAACAUCGUUCCUGUAGUAAAACGUUUACUUCAAGGAAAACUCAUGCCAAAAUAUAGGCGCUUUUUAUUCGGCUCGCCUAUGCUAUUGGCUGCAUCGACAGGACACAAGUAUUUACUGGAGUACCUUUAGGAGAAGAUGCUACAGAUGCCUUCAGAUUCUGAUCGCCAGUUUGCUCAAUACGACUCGAUCAGAGGGGCCGCAAUGAGCGGAGACUUGGAGAUGGUACGAACUGCUUUGUAUCCAUCAUCAUGGUCAACUAUUGACAAUAUGAACUUCAUAGACGGGCAAUUCAUUCCCCAGAGUUCAUUUGCCGGGGCUGCUCUUAUAAAAGCACAAAAGUCUACAGGGAGU